UGGUGCAAAAUAACAAUCACACUCAUAACCCUCGACAAAAGCACUCACAUAUUCACAUACUCACUCAAACGCGCAACGGGAAAAGACGAAGACGCCGCGUGACGCGCACGAAACACAGAAAGCUGAAAAAGAAGCAACAGCGAAAGGGGCACACAGAUAAAACGCUAAACUAAAAAAAUUGUUUGCUUCAGGAAAGGAUUUUCCAUAUUCGUCGAUAGUUUCCCAGAUCGAUAAAUUAACAUCGAUAUAAACGUUUUUGCAUCACUGAAAUCUAUUGUACGGCCUCAGCUUUGUGAACGUUUGUGCGUGUUCUGUGCUAUUUGUGUGUGCAUUUUACAUAAUUCAACAAAAUCAACCAACAUUUCCAAAGAGUAUAACAACAACGAUAGCAACAUUAGCCUGCUGAGCAGCGCCUAACGAGAGAGCCGAAGAGAGGAAAGAACAGAGUCAAAACAAAGUUGAUAAACUAACAACAAUUCCAACAGAAGCUACAGCAACAGCAGCAAAAGAAACAACAACAACAAAAGCAACUGUCGCGUCACAUAUAAAACAAUAAUUGAAUAAUUGAAUACCAUAACAAAUAAUAAUAACGUACGAGUACAUAUUGUAUUGUAAAGUAAAGUAAAGUAAGCCCAGCAUAAAGCGAUAUCCACAUAGAGCGUAUCCAAGUACCAUAUAUAGUCGUUCUUAUAUAGCCACACUCAAAUUAAUUGCAGCUGUAUGCACGACUCCUUGCAAAAAGAAGGAUCAUAAAGAUAUAUUGAGUACAUGCAUAUAUGUGUAUGUAUAUGGUCUGGCGUCCAUCAACUGUCACUGUCACGAUUACGAUAGCCGAGAGCGGACUGAUCGAUUGAUCGAUCAAUAACGAUAACGAUAGCGAUAGCGAUAACGAUAGCUCUAGCUGUAACUCUGUAAACGAUAGCCUGAGCCCGCGCCUGCGCCUGCGCCCGCGCCUAUGCCCAUCGCUAACCCGCUGUGUGUGUGUGUGCAUGUGUCCCGGCAUCAGUAGAGCGCCCCAGGACCUCCUGCGACUGACUGGCUGCUGCUGCGACUCCCGCCACUACCGCCACCGCCACCGCCACGCCACCAUCGCCGCCGACUCCUCAUCAUCCCAGCCACCAAGCCACCAAGCCACCAGCCACCAUCGCUCACAUAGCCCAUCAUACUUUCAGAUGACAGUUGCGGAUCCCCCCAGACACAGAUAGAGAUACAGACACACAGACUAGGAUCGUUUGGUCGUUUGUUCGCUCGCUCGCACACACCUAAAGCCAAAACAGAAAUCCAACCAACAAAAAAAAGCAAACAAAAAUCAACAACAACAACCAAGCCAAAAACUAAAUAAUACCAAGCUUAACCCAGACGCCUCAUUACCAAACAUCGAAAGUUUGCGUUGUCGAAUCGAAUCGAAUCAAAUCAAAUCAAAUCAAAUUGAAUCAAAAGAGAAACAUAUACCAAAAGUACCAGUAGCAAAAACGCAUAAGCAGAACGUAAAAGUAAACGCAAAAGCAAACGCAAACGCAAUCAUCAGUCAAAGUCGAUAGCCCAAAAAGCAGUCAACAUUCAGUUAAAAAUGGCCGAAGACGGUACCAUGGAGACAUGUCCAAGUCCUGAGAUCGGCGAUUCGCGCAAACGGCCGCUCGAUUCCGAUCCGGAAAAUGAACAAACUAAACGCUCACAUUUCAGUUCCGGUGAGUCAGUUUGUUCUGGAAUUGAGGUUGAAAUUGAAAAUAAUAACAAUAAUCAUAUUCAUCAUGGCGAGACAACGUAUCACAUGAAAAUACUGGUGCCCGCGGUGGCCUCUGGGGCCAUCAUUGGCAAAGGAGGCGAGACGAUCGCCUCCCUGCAGAAGGACACGGGUGCUAGAGUAAAGAUGUCCAAGUCGCAUGACUUCUAUCCAGGCACCACCGAACGCGUCUGCCUGAUCACUGGAUCCACGGAGGCCAUCAUGGUCGUGCUGGACUUUAUCAUGGACAAAAUCCGCGAGAAGCCCGACCUGACCACAAAGAUCAUCGAUGCCGAGUCGAAACAGACCCAGGAGCGGGACAAGCAGGUCAAGAUCCUGGUGCCCAACUCCACAGCCGGCAUGAUCAUCGGCAAGGGCGGUGCCUUCAUCAAACAGAUCAAGGAGGACAGCGGCUCCUACGUUCAGAUCUCGCAGAAGCCCAAGGAUGUCUCGCUGCAGGAGCGCUGCAUCACCAUCAUUGGCGACAAGGAGAACAACAAGAACGCCUGCAAGAUGAUCCUCUCGAAGAUCGUCGAGGACCCGCAGUCGGGCACCUGCCUGAAUGUCUCCUACGCGGACGUCAGCGGGCCGGUGGCCAACUUCAAUCCGACCGGCUCCCCGUACGCCACCAAUCAGAAUGCCAUCAACUCGAGCACCGCAUCGCUCAACUCGACGCUGGGCACCUCCAUCGGUGGCGCCAACUCGGCGGCCAGUCUGCUAGUCAACGGCACCGGCAUCAACUUGUCCAUCAACCUGGGCGCCCCCAAUCCGGCGCCCAACCUGGCGGUUGCCAACCAACUGCUCGAGCAUAUUAAGGUUGCCAUGCGCGGCUCUGGCUACUCGGAGACCGUCACCACUGAAGUCUGCAACGCCCUGGGCGUCCUGGCCAAGUACGGAGUCCUCGGCAUGGGCGUGGGCGUGCCCCACACCAACGGUGCUCACUCGACGCUGGGCAAUUUCCUGGGCGUGACGACGCUGGACCAGCAGACGGCGGCCGCCAAUGCGGCCAACGCCAGCAAUGUGUUUGGCGCUGUCGGCCAGGUGAAUCUGGAGCAGUAUGCCGCUGCAGCAGCGGCUGCCGCAGCCGCCAGCCGGCCGACACAGUCGCAGCUGGACGCCGCCGCGGCCCAAUUCGAUCCAUUCCGCCAUCUGGGCUCCGCCACGGCGCCGGCCACGCCCGUCUCGCUGAACAACAACAGUUUCGGGCUGACAGCCGCCACGGGAGCGGCGAACAGCGCCCAGCUGGGCGGCCUCAGCAAGAGCCCCACACCCGGGGACCUGAGUUCCAAGGACUCGAAGAACGUGGAGGUGCCCGAGAUGAUCAUCGGCGCAAUUCUAGGUCCCAACGGUCGUAGUUUAGUUGAGAUUCAACAUGUUUCUGGCGCAAAUGUUCAAAUUUCCAAAAAGGGCAUAUUCGCACCUGGCACUAGAAAUCGCAUUGUAACCAUUACUGGUCAGCCGAACGCCAUUGCCAAAGCGCAGUUUCUAAUUGAGCAGAAAAUCACCGAGGAGGAGACAAAGAGGGCGCGACAAAUUCCAUUAACCACUGUUGUGAAUUAAUAACCAAGUAAACCAAUCAAUCAAUCCCCCAAAACCAAUCAAACAACCAACAAGCAACACACAACAUACAAAACACCACAGCAAAACAACAACAACAACACAGCAUACACCCUUCCCUACCCUGCCCUACCCUACCCUACCCUACCUAUAGGCUAUAGCAAGUUUUUCCCUUUUAAACAAAAAAUUGUUCAUUUUCUGUAAGAAGCAACACCAAAAAUGAGAAAAAAAGCAAACAAAAAAACGAAAUAACUAAAGAAAUAUUAACUUUAAACAAACGAAUAACAAAAACAGAAACAACAACAAGAGAAAUAAGAGAAAGGAAACUACAGCAAUAGAAAAAAUAAACAAAAAACCAAAACACCAAUUGUUAUGCGAAGUGCAAAGAAAAGUUAAACACUUAAUAAAUGUUAAUUAUGUACUGCA
This is a messenger RNA of Drosophila miranda, 3706 nucleotides long. RefSeq names its product RNA-binding protein Nova-1 (gene pasilla). The record is from RefSeq and is a predicted model, not a curated record. The coding region runs from base 1571 to 3283 and encodes 570 amino acids. Lineage: Eukaryota; Metazoa; Arthropoda; Insecta; Diptera; Drosophilidae. Gene Ontology annotation, molecular function: mRNA binding. Gene Ontology annotation, cellular component: cytoplasm; nucleus. Gene Ontology annotation, biological process: mRNA splicing, via spliceosome; regulation of alternative mRNA splicing, via spliceosome. The transcript is spliced from 7 exons.